Molecule: messenger RNA, 2478 nt
Organism: Xyrauchen texanus (razorback sucker)
Lineage: Eukaryota; Metazoa; Chordata; Actinopteri; Cypriniformes; Catostomidae
Product: B-cell lymphoma 6 protein-like
Exons: 9
Coding region: 80-1747 (555 amino acids)
Biological process (GO): regulation of transcription by RNA polymerase II
Cellular component (GO): nucleus
Molecular function (GO): RNA polymerase II cis-regulatory region sequence-specific DNA binding; protein binding; DNA-binding transcription factor activity, RNA polymerase II-specific
Source: RefSeq, a predicted model, not a curated record
CACUGCGUGUUCUCAGAAUAGUUCUUCCAAGAACUGUCUUCGCCGAACACUUCCAAGAAAUACAGACCAGGUGGACAACAUGUCAAGUGCAGCAGACGGCUGCAUCAAAUUCACUCGUCAUGCCGGUGAUGUGCUGUUCAACUUCAACCGUCUGCGCAGCAGAAACAUCCUGACAGAUGUCACCAUUUUGGUCGGUGGACAGCAAUUCCCGGCACAUAAGACAGUUCUGAUGGCAUGCAGCGGCCUCUUUUACUCUAUGUUUGCCAACACCCACAAAAGCAACCUGAGCUUCAUAAGUUUAGAUCCAAAGGUGGACCCCACUGGUUUCGCCAUACUGUUGGAGUUUAUGUACACGUCUUGUCUCACCCUUAAAGAUAACUUCAUUAUAGCCACACUCAACAUGGCCACAUACCUACAGAUGGACCAUGUGAUGGACACAUGCCAGAGGUUCAUGGACUCCAGGGGCUUGUGUGUGAAGCAGACAGAUCAUGGAUGUUUAACAAAAGAAGCUCCAUGUUUUCUUAGCGAUGCCCUGAACACCCCAUCCAGUGUUAACACCAGAACCUACGGCCCAUGCAGUCUACACUAUGCAGUCAGCACUUCCACUGAAAGCCCUACUCGAUUCUAUAGACACCUUCCUCUCCUGUUGGAGACCUCCAACACCACAAACCCCCUCUGGCAGAUCCCAAAGACCAGCGUAACAUCCCAGCCAGAAAGUGGAGUGACUACUGGUAGAGCCAUGGAGACCAGAGAGGAGAGGAUCCGCCCAUCUGUGCUCUUCCGGUCAGCUCGGGCUGAGGGAGACAGGAAGGGAGCGCCAUGUGUGAAUACGGACACCAGAAGUCCUCAAAGCCCCCUUAGAUCAGACUGCCAGCCAAACUCACCCGCAGAGUCCAGCAGCUGUAGUCGAGGGGUGGCGUCUCCGCAGCGAUCAGUGAGUGAUCCCAAAGUCCGCAACUGGAAAAAGUACAAGUUCAUAGUUUUGAACUCCAAAGACGGAGUGACUGACCAUAACACACCAACUCAAUCCCAAACAGUUAAAGAUUCCACCUAUAAGGCCAAUGAAGAUACUUCCAGAAGUCAACCCAAUAUUGACAGCAGCUUUACAGAUGAAUGCAUUCAAAAGGUGGAGUGUGGCUCUUCAUCGCCUCACCUCAACACUUCGACAGAGGAGAGCAGCAUGGGAACCACAAGAUUAGAAAUAGGCCGACUCUACUGUAAUGAGUGUGACUCUAAGAGCGAAUCGGAUGCAGAGAAGCCUCAUUGGGUACAGGACGGAAAGCCAUACAAAUGCGACUGCUGCCAAGCCAUGUUCCACUAUAAAGGAAACCUAGCUAGCCACAAGUCUGUCCACACAGGGGAGAAGCCAUACUGCUGUAAUGUGUGUGGAGCACAGUUCAACAGGCCUGCAAAUCUGAAAACCCACUCACGUAUCCAUUCAGGAGAAAAACCGUACAAAUGUGAAACCUGCGGCUCUCGCUUCGUCCAGGUGGCUCAUUUGAGGGCUCAUGUACUGAUCCACACUGGAGAGAAGCCAUACCCAUGUGACGUCUGCGGCACUCGUUUCCGCCACCUUCAGACACUCAAGAGUCACCUACGAAUACACACUGGAGAGAAACCUUAUCAUUGUGAGAGUUGUGACCUGCACUUCCGCCACAAAAGUCAGCUGCGACUGCAUCUGCGGCAGAAACACGGCACUGUCACCAACACCAAGAUCCAGAACCACAAAACCAGAACAGACCUCUAAGACCUGAAAAAAAAGCACUUUAAGCUCUUCACAGACUUAACAUAAUCUUUCAAAACAAAGCUAUCCUACAAUAUACAUGACAGACCUGCGGUACAUUAGUGGAACUGCCAUACUAAAAAGCCAUAUAUCUCUGUGAUGGCCUUACCUACAUGUUUACGGAUAUGAUGCAAUUGCAAAUGGUAUCUUAAAUAUGCAGGACGAAUUCACCAGCACAUUUUUUGUGUACUUCCUAUCAGAUAUGCAGAAGCACUUGUUCACUCUGCAUGAUUUCACACAGAUAUCAUGAUAGCUAAUCAUAUUUAAAUAAGGAAAUAAUUGACUUGCAAGCAUUGUAAAUCAAGUUCUUGCCAAUACAUACUGAAAAGUCAUUGAAUAAGGCUGGAUUAGCAUAUACAAACAUUUCUAUUAUUUAUGUCUGUUUACAAAUACCAGUGAUGUUAUUUCACUCCCUUUCAGCCAAACUGUAUGUAAACUGUAUUUCUGUUAAGUAUAAUUGUGUUUGCAAUUGCAGUGUCUGCUUUGAGAGUUGUUAAAAUGUGGUACUUUUAAGGCACACUCUACACUGUCUAACUAUAAUAUGUAUUAAGACAUUUGUUUGAUAUUGUACAGCUGUUUUUGGUACUAGAAGGCCCUUACAAUUAAAUAUUUGAUACCAUAGAAAUUAAGUGUGGAGUUCUAUUUUACUUAUUUAUUUAAAGCUGAAAUAUGUAACUUCUGCGACAUUAGCGUCA